CUGCCUGCCCUACUGCCCGUCUCCUAGGCCACUAAGCCACAGAUGUCCCCUGGAGUAAGGCAAGGGGGGGUGGUAGGGCAGAGCGGAAGCCUGAGCCAGACCAGGAGCUACCUCUUCUCCCAGGGACUGACAUGGCCAGAUCCAUUACAACACAGCUGCUCCUUCUGGUGGGGGUGGCCGCCGUGUGGGCAUCCCGGCCCAAGACUGACCUGCUCAACAUCUGCAUGGACGCCAAGCACCACAAGAUAAAGCCAGGCCCUGAGGACAAGCUGCACGGGCAGUGCAGUCCCUGGAAGAAGAAUUCCUGCUGCUCCACCAACACCAGCCAGGAAGCCCACAAGGACAUUUCCUACCUGUACAGUUUCAACUGGAACCACUGCGGCAAGAUGGAGCCCGCCUGCAAAUGGCACUUCAUCCAGGACACCUGCCUGUAUGAGUGCUCCCCCAACCUGGGGCCCUGGAUCCAGCUGGUGAACCAGAGCUGGCGCAAAGAGCGAAUCCUGAAUGUGCCCCUGUGCAAAGAGGACUGUCAGCUCUGGUGGGAAGACUGCCGCACUUCCCACACCUGCAAGAGCAACUGGCACACAGGCUGGGACUGGACCUCAGGGUAUAACCAGUGCCCACUGGAAGCUUCCUGCCAACGCUUUGAUUUCUACUUCCCCACACCUGCUGCUCUGUGCAGUGAAAUCUGGAGUCACUCCUACAAGGCCACCAACUACAGCCGAGGGAGCGGCCGCUGCAUCCAGAUGUGGUUCGACCCUGCACAGGGCAACCCCAAUGAGGAGGUGGCGAGGUUCUAUGCUAAGGCCAUGAGUGGGGUUGGGCUCUGUGAGGCCAGGCCUCUCCUGGGCCUGACCACUGCUCUGGCUGCUCAGCUGAGCUCCUUUUACUUCCUCACGCUUGGAUAGCCCUGCCCUGUUCAGCCCCACAGCUCCUGGGUAUUAAGUUCCUGUUUCAUGGGGGGGCCUAUGACUAACAGUUUGAAUAAAUCAGACAUCCCACA
Molecule: messenger RNA, 1003 nt
Organism: Manis pentadactyla (Chinese pangolin)
Lineage: Eukaryota; Metazoa; Chordata; Mammalia; Pholidota; Manidae
Product: folate receptor alpha-like
Exons: 5
Coding region: 132-908 (258 amino acids)
Biological process (GO): sperm-egg recognition; cell adhesion; fusion of sperm to egg plasma membrane involved in single fertilization
Cellular component (GO): external side of plasma membrane
Molecular function (GO): signaling receptor activity
Source: RefSeq, a predicted model, not a curated record